Rhodofomes roseus is the source of this 2875-nucleotide messenger RNA. Its product is annotated as kinase-like protein. Bases 114 to 2564 code for a protein of 816 amino acids. The transcript is spliced from 8 exons. Lineage: Eukaryota; Fungi; Basidiomycota; Agaricomycetes; Polyporales; Fomitopsidaceae. The record is from RefSeq and is a predicted model, not a curated record. Gene Ontology annotation, cellular component: cytoplasm; cytoskeleton. Gene Ontology annotation, biological process: peptidyl-threonine phosphorylation; actomyosin structure organization. Gene Ontology annotation, molecular function: ATP binding; protein serine/threonine kinase activity.
CUGAGGUCGUCGCGACGACCGUCCAGUUCUCGACCACCGAUCACAACCCCUUGGCGACUUUGUACGAUACGGUGACCCUUUGCAAGUCUUCUGUAUGAUCUCGAUGAGGGUCUAUGUCUUCAUCAUGGCGGAAGCGGAAAUCUCGACUGGCCGAACUACUGAACUGCGAUGGAGACGAGGAUGCCGAAGCACUCGCCAUGGACCGUAUACUUCAUGGCCAGAGCGUGAUAGGCAAAACAUCAAAGACCACUCAAGUUGACGGUUUGCGCUUCACGGACAAGGAUCUGGACGUCGUGGGCACGCUGGAGUAUGGUCAGUAUGGCGUGAUCGAUCUAGUAACAUGUCGCUUAGACGGCCGUGUAUAUGUGCGCAAGUCAACAGAGAAACGGUUCGCGCUGAAAACGCACGAUCAAUGCUCACCCCAGUCCGAGCGAGACAUCCUCUUGCAGGCGUACAAGACGAAGGCCAAGUGGGCACCGCACCUCCUAUGUGCAUUCCAGAGCACGACGCAUCUGAACCUUGUUAUGGAUUACGCGGAGGGCGGGACGCUAUGGGAUGUUCUGGAGUCCAGUCCGCAUGAUGGAAAGGUGCUAGAGUCUGAUCUACGAUGGUGGUCGCCCCAGAUUGUCAGCGCGAUACACUGGUGCCACACGCAAGGAUUCGUUCAUCGAGAUAUCAAGCCUCAUAACUUCGUGCUGACUCCCACCGCGCAUCUUCUCUUGAUUGAUUUUGGCUCAGCGGCGCCGCUCUUGGCGACUCAGUCGGAUGGCAGUCAGCGCGUUGCGAAACAUCACUGCUUGGUACCCGUUGGCACUUGCGACUAUAUCUCGCCAGAGAUCCUGCAGGCGCAUGAAGAAGUCCUCAUGGCUCUUGAGAUGUCUGAUGCGCAAGCUUCGCUCACGAACCACGGCGAAGGAUAUGGUCGGGAGACAGAUUGGUGGAGUAUGGGUGCGAUGCUGUACGAGAUGGCUUACGGCGUCGCACCAUUCUUCGCUAAGGAUAUACGCAAAACAUAUAUUAAGAUUACUGACCACCAUAGAAGCUUGCGUUUUGCCGCGUCUGCUGAUAUCUCACUUGAUUUCCAGGAUUUCAUUCGAAGAUUACUGACCGAUGCAGAGUUACGUUUGGGUCGUGCUACCAUAGACGAGAUACAACAACAUCCGUUCUUCUCCGGCGUCGACUGGCUGCAUCUACACGAAAAGAUGAAACCAGAUGACCUCCACACCCCUCAAUUCACGUACACCACUCCUUUAGCACCAGCUGAGGUGACAGGCGCGAGCUCGCCACAGGAUGCAUCACAGUCGCGGCCUUUCGCGUUCUCUGCUCUCUUCCAGUCCUCUCCGAUGACUAAUCCCGGUGUCUCCAUGAACCCGACUUUGACACCAUCUCAUACGCAGACACCGAGUAGUCGCUCUAUCCUGCGCGAUCAACCUUCGACUACCUUCAUUGGGUUCUCCUGGGGUCCGCCAAAGGACGCCUUUGAUAAUCAAGAGCAGAGACCCUCUCCGUCAGGACCAACCAACGCCGACAUCAAUACGCCGCGCCCUCUACACCGUCUCGGAGUUCCGACGACUCCCUUCGCACCUGCAAGCGCUAUUCAGAGCACGCCGAUCACAUCCAACCGCUACCCCUUCGCGACACCCAUACGACCGAGUAUGCUCACGCCCUAUGGCACGCUCCCCCGCGCGAGUACCAUUCGUCGCACCGCACCACGGCGCGCCGUCUCCGACCGCGAGGCGCUGAAGCAGCUCGUCGACUGCGUCGGGCAGAGCGCGCGCAAGAAGGUGCUCGAGAGCGGCCGCAAGCCUCGCGCGGUCGGUUCGCUCACGCGUUUUCGCACCGCGAGCGCGUCGGGCGGCUCCGCGCUGAAGGAGCUCCGCUUCGACACCUCCGUCGCCGUCGUGGGCUCUGCGGGCGUGGUAUCAUACAAGCCUGAUUCAGGCCCGUCCCAGUCACAUUCGACGGCAGACGAUACGUUCGGGGCGUCCCUACUCUCGCGGUCGGGCUCCGGAUCGGCGUCGAUAGGCUCGCAGGAGUUGCUCAUCCCCGAUGUCAGCCUCUCGGAUGCAGACUCGGACAUCCCGCCGAGCCCUAGUCCGAGCCCACGACCGGGCUCGGCGAUGUCGAUGCUGUCGAAGCGAAGCCAGACACCGACGACGUCGAGCUUCCAGCUGCCGCUGUUGAGGGUUGGCGGAUCGCGGAGUCAGGAGGAUUCCAAGCCUGCGUUAUCGCCGCUGUCACCCUUGUUCCCUGCUCCCCCUCCCCCUCUGUCGCUGCCUGUGGCACAUCCUCCACCCGCGAGACCUAAAGCCGUCGAUCAGACUAGUGAACGAAAAGACGAAGCGGUCAAGACUAGUCAGGUCACACGAGACACGCCACUUAGAGACAACCCAGCUAGGGUUGACGCAGCAGCUCACUCAAGCAAUGUAACCAGCUAUGCAACGAGCACGAGCCUGUCUUACGACAUGCUUGACGACUUCGACCGCCGAUUUGCGUGCCUGAUGCAAGACAUCCUAGGCAUUGAGCGUCGCCUGGAUCGGGUAUCAGAUAUAGCGAGGAGGUAGUAUUGGCCUGGUGUCCUCUUAAGUUAUUCGGACUAGACUAUGUUGUGCGCCGGGUCAUCCUCCUCCAUAUAGCCGUAGCAUCUACGUGUACUUCGUGCCGGUCUUGCCUUGAAAACUCUGUAUGUAUCAUCAUAAGUCUCUGCGUAUAAUGUAUAGACUAUCACUGUCAGGAUUGUCUGUCCUGAAAGACUCUUUCACGCCUGCUUUAUAGCCAUUGCACACUCUGAAUCAACAUGAAGAUGUGACACCGUGUAGUCAAAUGAAUCAAAGCAAGACCUCUGUAGCUAUAGCUACUCUACCGCCCGAACUUC